CUAUAAAUACCCCAACUCCGCUGAAUCAGGCAAAGGAUAGACCCUGUCGAUCCUCUAUAUAACUGCUUCCCCAAGAUUCUCCCUGCCAGCGAUCUUACAUUUCUACAUUGACUCGAUCUGAUUGUGACUACGUAUAGUUAAUGUGACAAAUUCCCAUGAUAAAUCUCUAUAGCUAUAAUUAAGCCGUAAUAAUAAUUUAAUGACCUGUUACUGGAUCUUUCGACUUCUGUAACGAGCAGUUUUUCCCGAAAAUAAUAAAUCGAUUCGUGCCCUCCAGGUGCGUGAGUGGCGUUCACUCAGUCACCAAGUUGAUCGAUAUAUUUAUACAACCGCAUCAAGAUGAAUAACAUAAUUUACACAAGGUGUAUUCGUUGUAUCUUUUUCUACACUCUAAUGAUAGCCAUAUGAAAAAAAAAUUUGUAAUGGUUAAGGUUCACCUUCAAUACAAUACAGUUUAAUUUUUUUUAUGACAGGACAAAUGCAGCUAGAAUCUCUGCGGCCGGACAAAUAUAUGUGCGCUUGUGUCGAUAUUCCGUUCAAUAGUGGAAGCGGUGGUAAAUCCUCAAACCCUGAUAGACUUUUAACUAUUUACAGACAUAUACGUGACAUUCCAGUGCAAAUAUUUCAAGUUUUCGAGGUGCAUGAUUUCUUAUCUGUUUGUGCACGCGCCGUAUAUAUUUGCAGUAAAAUGCAUUAUACCGGAACCAAGCUAAGUGUAUAUGUCUCUUGUCAUCAUAAACAAGUAACACGUACUGCUCAGCUACUGAACAUAGCUGCAGCAGAGAAAAGAAACAACGGUGGUCUUAGAAGCCGAGAGACGUAGCGCAAGAGUUGAGCAUGCCUACUGAGAGCGAGAGCGCUGGGUAGUGCGGCAAGCUUUUGAAGCUUUUGAUGUCUGUGCCGGUGAAACUGAUCCCGUUUGCUCGCGCCUGCCUGCCGGGGGUAAGGGGCUGCUCGAACACAGGUCACGUGACGACACAGCUUUCGCCUGCGUGUUGUCUGCAGCAUGUGAGGAGGAGAAGUGAACAGGCUUGAGAAUGGCAGACGACCUAAACCAAGAGUGAAAGGAUGGCCCUCGACAGAGGCAGUGAAAUGGACAGUGCUUUUUGAGAUAUGGACUGAUUUUUCUGUUUAAUCGAUCCUAUGUGUAUAGAGUAGUCAUAUUUAAGCAAUUACUGAGGUGAUCACAAUGUGACUAUGGCCUGUGGAGGAGGGACGGCGUUUAUUUGGCUCUUGGUGUUGAUCGGUUCACUUGCUGGUGUUGAGAUAAAUUUUGAAGAUCCAAAAGAUGGCUACUUUCUCAAACCUUUAUACCAAAGAUAUCAACCAGCUGAGAGGAAUGUGGAAAGAGAGACUUUCAUUCUUACACAUCCAGCAGAGCUGUACAAACUCCGUGCCAGUCUUGGACCCUUUGAUGUGUACCAGUCUGUCCCCAGUGACUUUGUUGAGGGUUCCAUCAUCUCUGGGAGUGCCAGCCUGGAGAGCUACCUUGGCCAUACCCCCAGACCCAUGCACAGACAAAUUAUUUACAACAUGGACGUGAGUGCUCAUCUUGUGACAGAGAAAGUGUUUUUGAAGCAGCCAUUGCUGCAGGUCUUGAUACAUGCACAACUUAUGCUUGGUCGUAAAAGCCAAGAUUUGAUCUACAAUUAUUAUGGCUACAGUCAACAGUGGUGUGGACAACUGUUUGUCCAGCAUGGAACAGAACAGCUGUCUUCAGUGUGUGUUUUAGGCAAAGAGCAUGAUGCCUGCGUAGCAGGCAUUAGCCUUCCGGAGUCAUGGUGGCACCAGAACUCUAGUCAGGUGUCAGUAUACUACGACAUUUCACGUGUUGAACAAAACCAGGAGUGCGCCAGUGCAUCAAAUACCAUUGUCCCCGUGGGGUCAUUGGCCAACACCAGUAACCAUCAGAGGAAGUUCAUCGCAACCAUUCCUCUUGUGGAAGAAGAGAUGGUUUUUCAAGAAGAGAAAGAUCAAGAUUUAAUUUUUAGGAUUCCAGUUGGUGGUUAUCACCCAGGUACUAGGUUUGAAGUACCUGUUCUACUGGAGAAAAAUUCUGGCCUGCAAGUUUUUGUUAUCAGGGUGAAGGUCCGAAAUGGAUUACGUGUUAUUGGUGCUGUGCCUGGAGAAGACAGUGCUUGGAACAUAUAUUUUGAGAACAACAGUAAGCAGCGAUCUGCUUCAGUAACUGCUUACGUAAAGGAGUCUUUCAAGUACACAAGAAGUAUCAGAAUUGAAGAAAUCAUGCGAUGGCAGUUUGAAGUUGAAGUGGAUGCAGAUGAAGCAAUGACUGGGAGGAUUGUGUGGACUGUGGACUAUGAAAAAAAUGGAUUGUCACGCAAUGCAUACUUCCCGCCUCAAGACUCUCGCAUAUCUGCUAAGAUCUCAAUCCUUGGAGACCACCCAGAGAGAAUUGUUACUGUCUUUAAGGAAACAGAAUUAUUAAACACAGCAGCCUUGACUGGUAAGAGAGAAGAUUACCCACUUCACGUCUUUGCUGUUUCAAAUGAAAACAAACUUCGUGAUGUGAGCCCAUACUCAGACUGCUUCUCCACUGACACCGAUGUUCUUAGAGUUUCCAAGGACUGCAGAAGUGUGUUUUUGGAUGGAAACGAGACAAGAGGAUCAGAAAAUGUGACAGUUGUAGUGCACACUGGUGGUCAUACCACUUAUGUGUAUUUGAGAGUGUGGAUGCCUGAAAGUCAGCUUGAAAUGGAAAUUUCUGAUACAAAGCUGAGCAGAAUUCAUGGCUGGAAUAUUCUAGGAUCAGAGCAUAGAAAAAAGCGUGAGGCAAAUCAGUUGUCUGCACCCAUCAAGCAUUCCAAAAGCACUGAAGGACAGUCCAGGAAUGCUGGCUGUGAGGUGCGCAUGCAGCAGGCACUGAUUGAUGUGUAUGCCCGCUUCAUUAUUGAUAAUGGGGGUAGAAAAUACUUCCAGAGCAAAAAGGUGUAUCUUCGUGUGACAGACUUGGUUCAGAAAUUCCUGCGUACUUUAGAUCCACAAAUUGCCACGGUGAAUGGAAGAGUUGUUCAAGGGCAUUCAGCUGGAAAAACAGAUGUGCAGAUUUUAUCACCUGCUGGUCAUGUGAUCAGCUCACGCAAGAUCCAGGUGGGCAGGGGGCGAGUGAAGCUUGAGCGCAUUCUUGUGCGGGUAGUUAGUGGUCUUACACUACAGAUUGCAAAAGACAGGCACCUCCUUGGUGCCCUGACAGCCACGGCAGUUUUGGAAGACAAGCUUGUUGCUCGGCAACAGGAUGCAGUUCUGGACAUUACGUUACAGUAUACUGAUGGCUCGCGCAUGCCAUUAGAGUAUGUGGACCCUUCUCACUUUGAUCUUAAAGUGCAAUCACUCAAUAUCCAUGUCGUGGAUGUUCCAACCAAUAACAAGGCCUCGUAUCAGCCUGGCAUUCGUCCCAUUGGCAGUGGGCGAGGGAAACUGAUCAAGGUCAUUUUACGACAGCCAGCAUCAAUAUGCCAGUACAAAAGGCGUCCUCUUGCCAGCAGCCAUGUUAACAUCCAUGUUGAUUUCUCAAAAGACAGCAAUGCUGUGGGUCGUGUACAGAGUGAUGCUUUUUACGAUCACAAUCGUGCUAGCGACAGAAGAGAAGACCACACUAGUGAGGAUAAAGACACGAAGCCUGGUCAUAUCUCACCUGAUUAUGACUUUGACACCCAUGCUGUAGACAAACAAAAGUAUUUCACCCAUCAACAUGGCAAGUUUCCUGAGCUUUCUGUUGCAGCUCCUUCUAACCCAAAGGUCAUACCAGUGGAAAUUGCUUUCAAUGGGAUGAAGGAAAGUGGAAGUUCACCACAACAGGAGGCUUUGGAGCAGGCCAUUGACACCAGCCGUUCAAAUUCAAAGCCAUUCUUGAUUCCUCUAUAUGUUCUGGUGUCGGUCUUUUUUGUGGUUGCGGUGAGCUGUGUCCUGUUCACCAUGCGCUACUAUCGUCGAAAGCGCAUGCCUAAAGACAGCAGUUCUUCACAUGGUAGUGUUUCUAAUGCUAAAGAUUGGGUGUGGAUUGGACGAGCCACACUAGAGCGCAAUGGAAACCACUACACUCGCUGUCAGCAUGCCCUGAUGCCUGAGGAAGAUUUCAAUGGAAAUCAGAUGCUCAGCCGCCCGCCCUCUUCUAGUAAUGGAAAGGCUGCAAGCACCAGUGCAUCCAACCCUAGUUCUGCUCCCAACAGCAACCGCAACAGCACAGUGUCGACGUACGAAGGAUCUGAGUGCAGUAUUAGGAUCACCUCCAAUCCUCUGCGUGAUAGUAUUGAUGGAGGUUUCAAUGAAGCUGAAUGGGAUUAUGAAAAACUUGGUUUAACAUAUGAGCAGCUUAUGGACUACUUUGCUAACCUCAAGGAAUCCACUGCCUAGUUUUUUAAUGCUGACUAAAAAAUGUUUCAUGCGCAGGAAAUAAAAUCUGCUUCGAGCAGUUUUUUUAAAAAAAACAACAUUUCUGCUCUGUUGCUGUGAUAGAGAUGGUAUUCUUCACCAUGAUGCUGUUUUAAAAAAGGCAUUGCAUAGGUAUGGGUCAUCAGAUAAAUCAAAGACAAACCUGUGAGGAAUCAGAGAAAAUGUGUUUGUUAACUGGCAAGGCACAACCAUGCCUACAACUGAUCAGAAUAAAUCAGUUGACAUCUAAGUGUCACUGAAAGCUCUGAGGUUGAGAAGUGACACUUAGGCAGAACUGAAGCUGCAAGUUGGUAGCAGUCAUAAACAUUUGCACAUGAGGUUAGCUGUCCAACAGCGACCAACGAAUGUUGAUGGGCAUGAAUUUUAAACAGGGAAUUUGGCCAUGCCAUGGCAACAAAAAUAGCUUUUCUUUUAAAAUGUUUACACUGCUUUGUGUUUUGUUGCAAACAAUUUGUGCAUUACAGGGUUAUGAUCGAACUACUUGCAUUUGCUUGUUUCAAAUGCCAGAGUGGCCAUUUUUAUGUUGUAGGUUGGUUGCAUGAUAUCAACUGUUUUGGGGAAAGGGGUAGCAAGAGGGACGGAAUAACCAUCCUUUUACUUGGAUCACAAAUUUAAGUGGGUGGUGAAUAGGGUGAGAGUGAAUUGCCCUUUUCGAGUUUUACAACCUGGUGCUCACUUGCAUCCAUAUACAUAUAUGCAGAUCUUUACUACAGUUUCACAAACUUGUGUCCACAGACAUUCAAAUACAUAUAUGUAGAUCUUGCCUAACAUGAAAUAGACUUUACCUCCACUGUUUAUGUCUUGGUAAAGGACCAGGGAAAAUUUAUGUAAAGGUCUAAUAGCAGGAUAACCAGGGAAUAUUUAUAUAAAGGACUAAUAUGAGGAUGAAGUUGAUUAUAAAAUCUAUUUCUUCUCUUUAAAAAUAAGGGUUGAUAUACAAUACGGACUUUGAAUCAAAUUUGCAUGCUAUUUACAAGAGUCAAAGUCUUAAGUGUCAAGUGUGGUGGUAUAUUGUAACAAGCAUUUAUUAAGUUCUGGCCCAGUUUUUUUUCUCACCAUUCAGUGCAUUUUAAAAAGAUCUUUCAGAAAGUGUGUUCUAGAUUUUUUGCAUGCUGGAUUUGCCUACAGAUUGCGCACAGUGUUCGUGUGGUGUUGUCACCGUUUGUGCACUGUAAUCUGAUGAUGUACCAAAUGCUUGGUAUAUGCAUGUUACGAUGUGAUGAUGUUUGUGUCAUUUGUUAAACAUCUAAUUCCGUGGCAGGUCUUUGCUGGAAUAUAACUGCCAACCAGAUUUUGUCUUGAAGAGGGCAGUUUUUAGAUAUGUAUAGACUUCUAACACAUGUUAUAUAUAGUGGCAGACAUGGUCAGACUUUUAUUGUUGGAAGCAGUUCUCUUUAUUUUUUUCAUUGGUGUAGUUCAUGUUCUAAAUUGAAUUCACAGUAAAUAGGCAAAAAUGAGGCUUUAGUUUCUUAAUAGGUAAGGGUGGGAGCACAUUGGUUUUAAGUUAACAAACACUAGCCCUUUCUUACAAAACCAAGCAUCAUCAUCAAGUGAUUGAGUGAUUAAUUUUCUUAGCCUUCUUGCCUUGUCUUUAUAAAGAGUUGAGGAAAGGAGAGAAAAAAGUUGAGGAAAACAGAAAGCUGGAUUUCUCAUGAUUUGUUAAAUUCAAGCUUUAGGGAGAGAGCAGCUUUUGUCAGUUUAGGUGGCUUUGUAAUCUGAAAUCCAUGUGUUUUCUGGUCCCUUUUUAUGGUCUAAUAAUGAUCAGGGAUAUUUAGAAAUAGUACAGAUUGAUUAAACUCUUUGGCAUUGAGAAAAUUGCAUCAUUCAGUUUUCUGUAGCAUGAACUAUUAGUCUUAUAGAAAGUCUUUGGUAUAAAGAUUCAAGAUAUUCUUAUUAUUUUUCUUACUGGGGUUUUAAGAAUUAGUGUAUACACUGUGAAAUAAAUGUUGUCUCCUUUAAAAAAAAGUUCCUUAACUGGUAACAGGAAAAAUUAACAUAUGCAUAGUAAAGGAGUUUUGUUAACUUUAUGUUAAAAUUUAAAAAAAUUCAGAUUUUUUUAAAAGGCCUAAUUAUGUGGAUACACCCUGCAGAAUCACCAGACAGUUGUGACUACCAAAUGCACACUGCUGUAGGUAUACCAAAAGAACAGUAAUUUCAAGCCAGCAUAAAAACUUCUUUGUCCAGGAUGGUAUGAUAGCGAUAUAUAAUUAGAAAAAGAGAAAUCUAGUCACUGAGAUUAUUUUGGGGCACCCUGAACCUUGUACAUAAUAUGUUUGUUACAUGUGGCAGCUGGAGUUAAUAGAUUACAGGUGAGACUGGGAGACGAGGAGGAACAACUUGGAUUCUGUAAAAUCCACAGAAGCACAGUGAUAGUGGUGUUCUUCAGACUUUUCAUGUUACCUGCAACUUCACAUUUUGCUAUUCCUCAUCCUCCGACACACCCAAUUCCCACCCAUCCAUCCCUGCACUUUAUUGGGAGAGUAUGGGAUCACAAGGGCAAAAAUAGACUUUAAGAAACAUUCACUUUUUCUGUCACACUGAUUAAAAAAUUUUAAUUUUCUUGUUCCUUUCAGAAUAUCGAUUCACAGCGUUACACCUUCUAGCGGUCCUACAUAAUAGGAAUAAUUUACUUGUUUUGAUGCAUGUAGGUGUGUGCUUGUACAUAACACAUACACAUACACAUACUGAUGAAAAUGAACAUACAAGUAAAAUGUUGCCUUUUUUCCCUUAGAAUAUUUAACGCCAAGACAAAGAUGUGGUUGUUCAUAAACGUCUGUGUUAAUGUAAAUGUGUGUUGCUGUUUUAUCCUUGAACUUAUCUGAGCAUUUAGAUAAUGGCUUAAACAAGGCAUUGCUGUUGUCGAAGAGAAAGGCCAGAAAAGUGAUAAUUAUUUCUUGUUUGCAUUUCUACGCAUUUUAUUGUGUUUACAAAAUUUCAUUGUUAUUUCUUUUGUCCAAAAUGCAUGUUUAAAUGCAAUGUGAAUUAUGAUAAACAGUGUACUUAUUGUGCAUUUAAAAAAAUUGCAUUACACAAGUCUCUCCAUGUGGAUCAGUAAGGCAAACAUGAUGGGUAAUAAAACUAUGUAUAUUUGUUGUAAAUUUAUUGUAUAGACAAUUUGGUUGUUAGUGAAUGGUGUUAACACUUGUCACCUUUUAUUUAAAAACUCACUUUUAUUCGUAUUGGCAAAGUAUAGAUCUGAAGAUGUAUUUAUGUAUACACUUAGCCAGUUUUAUUACUUCGCCAUUUUAUUAUCUUUUGUUUUAAAAAGGGAAAUGAAUUAGAUCUAUCUUAGUAAACAGUUUUUGUUUUCAAAGAAAGGAAACAUAAGAAACAUUAAUUGAAUGCAGGGAAUUUAAAGUGAUGUACUUAAUUCAGUGGUUUCAGUACUAAAAGUUGCAGGUACCUUUCAAUCAAUGAAUUGCAGAAAAAUCAAUCUUUAAACGUCUUUAAACUAAAUUGUGCCUGCAGCUGAGUGCUACGUUUUGGACUGGCAUCUGGUAGCAAUUUGUUGCACACAUUUGAAAUUUGCAAAUAAGGCUAGUUUUGUAAGUUAUAAGUUUUAUGCACGCAAUAUUUUGAAGGUCACUUUGUACUAGUGCAAAUAGUGAUGGUCUGUUUACAAAGAAAGUAUUGCAUAGUAGGGAAUAAACAAAAUGUGGUGUAAAUGGUCAUUAGUUUGCAGAUGUUUUGUAUUUGGAGGAGGGCUGGGCUUGGAGGCUAGUUCCUACAAGCUAGCAUACCCCUAGAAGAAUUAUUUUUGUGCUUUGUACAUACGUGUUGUAUAAAUGCAUAUCGUGACUUUUUUUUAACAUCGAAAUUUUUCACAUUUAUGUUCAGAUCCAUAAGACCUCACCCACAUUUAUGCUUGUUAACAUUUUAAUCAUAUCAGUCCUUGAAAAUGUGUUCUUUCAUUAACUGUUUGGAUUGCAUGAGAUUUUUGCCACCCCUUACAAUGCCACUUCUUUUAGUAUAUUUCUCAGGUAGAUUUUUAUUUAUAAAUAAUAGGUAUCCUCUAAUAAUCUACAUGUAUAACAAAGGGCAAAACUGAACAAAACAAAGUGAAAACAGCAGUUUUUGUAAACUUGUGAUUUAAAAUAUUAAAAGAGAGAAUGCAGGGUUCCCAGGUCCUUGCAAGGUCCUUUUAAGUCCUUUUAUAUUGAAUUUUCGCCGAAAGGCCUUUUAAGUCCUUUUAUUUGCCAUGCGGUCCUUUC
Pomacea canaliculata is the source of this 8621-nucleotide messenger RNA. Its product is annotated as transmembrane protein 132C-like. Lineage: Eukaryota; Metazoa; Mollusca; Gastropoda; Architaenioglossa; Ampullariidae. The transcript has 10 exons. The coding region runs from base 1198 to 4371 and encodes 1057 amino acids. The record is from RefSeq and is a predicted model, not a curated record.